UCUCGCCCCUACACGACAGCGUUCCGCCUCUCACCCAAUCCCUGAGCGCUCCCGAGACCCGGUCCCGCCUCCUCCUGACGUCCCCUGCCCUCACCCAAUCCCGGCCCUCAUACCGCGCAUGCCCGGUCCCGCAGUUGUUGCAGGAGUCUACAUCGUCGCCUGAGGCGGCGCGCAGCGGGUCCGGGAAAGAUGGAGGAGCUGCUGAGGCGCGAGCUGGGCUGCGGCUCCGUCAAGGCCACUGGCCACACAGGGGGCGGGUGCAUUAGCCAGGGCCAGAGUUACGACACCGACAAAGGACGGGUGUUUGUGAAAGUGAACCCCAAGGCGGAGGCCCGAAGAAUGUUUGAAGGUGAGAUGGCGAGCCUCAAUGCCAUUCUGCGGACAGGCACGGUGAGGGUGCCCAAGCCCCUUGUGGUCCUUGACAGCCCUGGCGGUGGGAGCAUGCUUGUAAUGGAGCAUGUGGAUAUGCGGUACCUGAGCAGUCACGCUGCAAAACUUGGAGCCCAGCUGGCAGAUCUGCACCUGGAGAACCAGAGGCUCGGAGAGGCGCUCCAGAAGGAGGGUGGCACUGUGGGGAGAGGACGUGGCCAGGUGGAACGUGCCUUUGUCGACCAGUUUGGGUUUGAUGUGGUGACCUGCUGUGGAUACCUUCCCCAGGUGAAUGACUGGCAGAAGGACUGGGUUGUAUUCUUCACUCGGCAGCGCAUCCAGCCCCAGAUGGAUAUGGUGGAGAGGGCAUCCGGGGACCGGGAGGCCCGUGAGCUAUGGGCUGCCCUGCAGCUGAAGAUCCCGGACCUGUUCCGGGACCUGGAGGUAGUCCCUGCUCUGCUCCAUGGCGACCUCUGGGGAGGAAACGUGGCCGAAGAUGCCUCAGGGCCUAUCAUUUUUGACCCAGCAUCUUUCUAUGGCCACUCGGAGUACGAGCUGGCAAUUGCUGGCAUGUUUGGGGGCUUCAGCAGUGCCUUUUACUCUGCCUAUCACAGCAAGAUCCCCAAGGCCCCUGGGUUUGAGAAGCGGCUGAAGCUCUACCAGCUCUUCCACUACCUGAACCACUGGAACCACUUUGGGUCGGGGUACCGGGGGUCCUCCCUGAACAUCAUGCGGAACCUUGUCCGGUGAUCGCGCUCUCCUCGUGGGUCGCCGCAGGGGCCUGCAGGGACCCAGGUUCACGUGCAUGUGAGUUCUGGUCAGAGGCCACCACAGGUCCCCAUUUCUCACUCUUCUUGCCAUGAUCUCUCACUGGGAUAGCUUACGACCAACUCGGCAGCUUGUUUUCAGCCUCGUAAAGUACAGGUUUCAGAAAAAGCUUUUGUUGUCCUGAAGUCGUGUUAGGCUGAAUAGCAGAUAAAGCCACACUAGAACGGGGACGCAACCAGGGCCUGUGGUGCACAGGCAGCCCAAGCCCCGCCAGCCACCCAGAGUUGGGGAAUGGAGAGGACGGAGCACUCCCUGCUGCCCUGGCACACCUCUCCACGUCCUCCCUGCCCCGUGUCCAGGGUGUCUUUGAGCGGUUCUCAAGGAUGCUUCGUGGGGGUGGCACUUCUGGACACAAAACCAUCAGUCAGAAGCUUCUCACAGGACCAGCUACAGAACUGAGCACAUUCCAUGAUCCGCGUGUCACUUCAGCCCUGCUCCCGCUGGACGGGUCUGAACAUGGGCACUGGCGUGGCCUGACCCUGGGGUGUCCUCCCGUGAACAUUGGAGCUGUUCAGUGCUUACCCCACCUGUCUGCUUUCUAAAACCUGGGGGUGGUCACUCCUUUGCAGCAUGGAAAGUGAGUGCUACACCCGUGAUUGUUCCUCCGUUAGCGUUGCCUGAUGAGGUCAGUCUUUCCUGAAUGGCACUAACACUAGAAAUCCUUUUCCAUAAAAGUUUGAAUAAACUAUUCUGUGGUUUCAAUGA
Molecule: messenger RNA, 1902 nt
Organism: Loxodonta africana (African savanna elephant)
Lineage: Eukaryota; Metazoa; Chordata; Mammalia; Proboscidea; Elephantidae
Gene: FN3KRP
Product: fructosamine 3 kinase related protein
Exons: 6
Coding region: 190-1119 (309 amino acids)
Source: RefSeq, a predicted model, not a curated record